Molecule: messenger RNA, 651 nt
Organism: Xenopus laevis (African clawed frog)
Lineage: Eukaryota; Metazoa; Chordata; Amphibia; Anura; Pipidae
Product: ribosomal protein S6 kinase alpha-5-like
Exons: 7
Coding region: 19-651 (210 amino acids)
Source: RefSeq, a predicted model, not a curated record
GGCUCCUUUGGCAAGGUGAUGUUGGCUUCUUAUACCAUCAAGAGCCAGCUCGUCGCUGUGAAGAUAAUAAAGAAGAAAAAGAAGACAGACUACCAUGAUAUCGAGAUGGAGGCUACAAUACUGCGGUUAGGUCACACAUGUCCAUUUCUUAGUCGGGCAUAUGCAAUCUUCCAAACUGAGUCACUCGUGUUGUUCAUCUUGGAGUAUGCCAGAGGUGGAACGCUGCACAAGCUUAUCAAACGUCACCGAUAUAUGAACAGCCAGGAAGCACAGUUUUAUUCGGCGGAACUUGUCCUGGGUUUGAAGUACCUGCAUAAGUAUGGGAUUAUUCAUCGCGACCUCGAGCCAAGAAACAUCUUACUGGAUGAAGAGGGACACGUGCAGAUCGCCGAUUUUGGCUUUGCCCAGGCUAGAAAGUUUGACUCAAAGGCUUGUCAUGGGUUUUGGAGGACGUUCCAUACAAACUCAUCAGCGGACUGGUGGUCGUUCGGUGUUGUCGUCUAUGAAAUGGCCACUGGCAAGCUGCCCUUUUCACCAAAUGGAACCUUUCAAGAACAGCUGGACAACAUCACUAACACGGAGCCAUAUUAUCCAGAAACGCUUACACCUGAAUUUCGUGACUUCAUACAACAGCUCUUGAGACGAAGGUAG